Molecule: messenger RNA, 1148 nt
Organism: Musca domestica (house fly)
Lineage: Eukaryota; Metazoa; Arthropoda; Insecta; Diptera; Muscidae
Product: enoyl-CoA delta isomerase 1, mitochondrial-like
Exons: 4
Coding region: 160-1023 (287 amino acids)
Biological process (GO): fatty acid beta-oxidation
Cellular component (GO): mitochondrion
Molecular function (GO): enoyl-CoA hydratase activity
Source: RefSeq, a predicted model, not a curated record
GGUCUUCUAUACAACAAAUAGUACGGAUCGAGUAUUGAUCUUCGCUUUUCCCCUAACUCAUUAAGAUCGCUGAUACUUGGCAACAUUAGCAACUGUUUUGUUUGAUUGUGCGGAUAUUUACGUCACAAUAGAAAUCUCUCUUGCUUGCAAACGGCUAAAAUGAACAGGGCGAUGAUUAUGUCUGCUGCAAAGAACUUACUAACCAGAUAUGGUUCAACCAAGAACAACAUUUAUCGGUGCAUGUCCACCGGUAAAUUAACUACUGUUGAUGUAAAUGAGAAAAGUGGCGUUGCUGUUUUAACAAUGAACCGCCUGCCGGUUAAUGGCUUGAAUCUGGAACUCUUACGAGACAUUCGAAAUGACAUCGAUGAAAUAGAGGGCAACAAAUGCCGCGGAUUAAUUUUGACCUCGGCUUCCAGUAGCGUAUUUUCUGCCGGUUUGGAUAUUAUGGAAAUGUACAAACCUAACCAAGAUAGACUUAAGGAGUUUUGGACCACAUUGCAAGAUACAUGGCUAGCCUUGUAUGGAUCUAGCGUUCCCACAGCAGCAGCAAUAAAUGGUCACUCUCCAGCAGGAGGCUGUCUUCUUGCCACUAGUUGUGAAUAUCGAGUUAUGUUGCCAAAAUUUACAAUAGGACUGAAUGAAACAAAACUCGGCAUUGUGGCGCCCAAAUGGUUUAUGGCCACCUUCUGUAACGUUUUGCCCCGUCGCGUGGCUGAAAUGGCUUUGACACAGGGCAAAAUGUUCAGCAGCGAAGAAGCCCUUAAAGUUGGAUUAGUCGACGAAUUGGCACAAUCAAAGGAAGAAGCUAUAGAAAAAUGCCAACAAUUUUUUGCAACUUUUGCAAAAACAAACCCUUUUGCUCGGGCCAUGACCAAACAACAAUUUAGGUCUAAGGAUUUACAACAGUUGGAAGAUGAAAAAGCCCAGGACCUCGAAGCAUUCUUAUUUUUUGUCAAUCAACCCAGUGUACAAAAAGGCCUGGGUAUUUAUUUGGACAGUCUGAAAGCUAAAACGAAGUAAUUAUUUACAUUUAUUAAGUACCUGUGUAAGAAAACAGUUUUUUUUUUAGAGUUUUUUUAUGCAUUUAUUUAAUAUGAAAGGCAUUUAAAAAAAAUAUAUGAUUCUUAAUUUUCGUUGUUUUGCAA